Penicillium canariense is the source of this 1752-nucleotide messenger RNA. RefSeq names its product NADP-dependent malic enzyme. The record is from RefSeq and is a predicted model, not a curated record. Gene Ontology annotation, cellular component: mitochondrion. The coding region runs from base 1 to 1752 and encodes 583 amino acids. The transcript is spliced from 5 exons. Lineage: Eukaryota; Fungi; Ascomycota; Eurotiomycetes; Eurotiales; Aspergillaceae. Gene Ontology annotation, molecular function: NAD binding; malate dehydrogenase (decarboxylating) (NAD+) activity. Gene Ontology annotation, biological process: pyruvate metabolic process; malate metabolic process.
AUGGCUCGAUUUACUCCUCAACAAAUCCGGCCGGUCCAUGCGACCCCGGCCCCGUUCAUGAACAACCCUACCACUCCCUCAGACGCCAACUAUGACACCGCCAACCCUCCCUACAUCCGCAAGUACCUGCGCACCUACGGCCUCACUCCUCCCCGCUCCGAGAGCUACGAGACACAAAAGGCACGCUGUCUGGCCCAGCUGGGUCUGAAGAGCAGCGAAAUCGACAAGUUCCUGUACUUGAGCACUUUGCGCAAGAACAAUGUCCAUCUCUUCUACCGCCUGGUCACCGACCAUCUGAGGAUCUACCAGCAGCCCGAGGGCAUGUACCUGAGCUGGGAAGAUCGGGGUAACCUGGCCGCCGUGAUUGCCAAUUGGCCGCAGCCCAACGUCGAAAUCACAUGUAUCACCGACGGCUCCCGCAUCCUCGGACUGGGCGAUCUGGGCAUUAACGGCAUGGGUAUCCCCAUUGGCAAGCUGGCUCUGUACACGGCCUGUGCGGGUAUUCGUCCCGAGGCCACCCUGCCAUUGACCCUCGACUUGGGCACAGGCAACAAGACCCUCCGGGAAGAUCCGCUGUACAUGGGCAGCCGCCGCGACAAGGUCUCCGCGGAAGAGGAGCGGGAGUUUUUGGACGAGCUGAUGACUGCUCUCACCGAGCGCUGGCCUGGUAUUGUCAUCCAAUUCGAGGAUUUCAAGAACCCUUUCCCCGCUCUCGAGCGGUACCGGGACUCCUACACUUGCUUCAAUGAUGAUAUCCAGGGCACCGGUGCGGUGGUCCUCGGUGGCGUCGUGAACGCUGUCAAGCGCUCUGGCCUGCCUUGCAAGGACCACCGCGCGGUCUUCCUCGGCGCUGGCUCGGCCGGUGUCGGUGUCGCCAAGCAGAUCGUAGCAUUCUUCAUGCGUGAGGGCAUGAGCGAGGACGAUGCCCGUAACUGCUUCUAUCUCGUUGACACCAAGGGUCUGGUCACUGCCGACCGCGGUGACAAGUUGGCCGACCACAAGGUCUACUUCGCUCGCGAGGACAACCAGGGCCAGCAGUUCAAGACUUUGGAUGAGGUCAUCGACUAUGUGAAACCCACCAUGCUGAUGGGUCUGUCCACUCUGGGUGGCGUCUUCACCCCGGAGAUCCUGCGCAAGAUGGCCGACUGGAACACAGCGCCCAUCAUCUUCCCGCUGUCCAACCCCUCUUCCAAGUCCGAGUGCGACUUCGAGAGCGCCGUCAAAUACACCGACGGUCGCUGCCUCUUCGCCUCCGGCUCCCCCUUCGCCAACUUCUCCUUCACCAACUCCGCCGGCGAGACCCGCACCUAUUACCCCGGUCAGGGCAACAACAUGUAUGUGUUCCCCGGCAUCGGACUUGGCAGCAUUCUGUCCAAGGCAGUCCGCGUGACCGACAACAUGAUCUACGCCUCGGGCGACGCCAUCGGCGCCGCGCUGACGGCCGAGGAGAUCGAGCGCGGUCUGCUGUACCCGGACAUCACUCGCAUCCGCGAGGUCAGCGUUGUGGUGACGCGCAAGGUGAUGCGGGCCGCUCAGGCCGACGGCGUGGACCGUGAAACGGCCCUGCGCAAGAUGACUGACCCGGAGCUGGACAACUGGAUCAAGGCCCACAUGUACGACCCGCACACUGAGGUCCGCUCCCUGGAGCGCGAGGUCGGCCACCUGCUGUCCAGCCUGGGCACCUUCUCGCCCUUCAACGGCUCGCUGAGCAGCUCCCCAACCGAGGAGAAGCCCAAUGGCUCGAAGCUGUAA